AAACAUAACCACACAUUCAUCGACAAAGCUGUUUCUCAAUUGCUCCCUAUGUAAAAUAAAAUAAACCCAAUAAUGUUAUCAUCUGGUUCAGUAUUUCCAGUAUUUCAUUACACCGAAGGAGAUUUUCAACCAAUUCUUAGAAAGGAUAACGAUAACACAUCGGAGUUUGAUAAAUUAAUCGUACAGAAAUGGCAGGAGGCUGAAAAAAAUAAUGUGCUUCGAUACAAACUCAAUAUGAAUGAUUGCAAACGAAUUGGGGGGAACCACCAAUUUUUAGCGCAGUUGAAUGUCGACCGAGUUCUUAAUCGUCGUCAACCUGAGAAUAUACAAUCCAUGAAUAUGCCAUCAAACCCAGAUCGCUUUAAUUUUACAAAAAUCAGUGAUGAGGAAAUAUUUUUUGACAUUGAUGUUGGAGAUGGCAACAAUAUUAUAGCUGCAAAUGUCAGUCCUAUAGGUUUUGGCCACUGUCUAUUCUUACCACAUAGAUUUGAAUGUCUUCCACAAGUGGCCACUGAAUUGAGCCUCAGAAAAACUAUUGAAUUACUAUUACUAAGCAAUUCUCCAUAUCUACGAGGUGUCUUCAAUAGCUUAUGUGCAAAUGCCUCUGUAAACCAUUUACACUGGCAUCUUUACUAUUUAAAACACGAAAUGUUGCUAGAAUCCAUGGAACUUCUCUCAGUCUCCAACAAACUCUGCAUCAUUGAAAAAAAAAAUUAUCCUGCACCAGGCUUUUGUAUUAAAUGGUCAACUUUUAACAAUAAUGUAAAAUCCUUUGCAAACAUGGCGUUCAAGAUUUUAAAUUACUUACAAAAACAUGAAAUCGCACACAAUGUUUACAUAACACGAGCAAAGAGUUUAUCAUCGAAAAACAUUGAUGGUCUUUAUGAUGAUAUGAGAAUUUACAUUUGGCCACGACAAUCCGUCAGUGGGAUCAAAGAUACAACAGGAAUUCAUACAGCAUCUUGUGAAUUGUUUGGGCAUUUAAACAUACGAAAUGAAGAGUUUUAUCAGCAAUUAACAGAAAUUCAAGUAGAUAAAAUACUAACAGAUACUGUCUCAAAUGUCUUUGACCAAGUUCUCAAGGAUAUUAUUGAUCUAACAAAUGAGUGAAUGGCAUAUAUGUAUGAAAUAACAAAUCACUAUGACAACAAAACAUUUUUCACAAUGUCAGUCUCUGGAUAAAAAUAGAAUUACACAA
This is a messenger RNA of Fopius arisanus, 1198 nucleotides long. Its product is annotated as GDP-D-glucose phosphorylase 1. The transcript is spliced from 2 exons. Gene Ontology annotation, cellular component: cytoplasm. The record is from RefSeq and is a predicted model, not a curated record. Bases 73 to 1110 code for a protein of 345 amino acids. Gene Ontology annotation, biological process: glucose metabolic process. Gene Ontology annotation, molecular function: GDP-D-glucose phosphorylase activity. Lineage: Eukaryota; Metazoa; Arthropoda; Insecta; Hymenoptera; Braconidae.